Molecule: messenger RNA, 777 nt
Organism: Peronospora matthiolae
Lineage: Eukaryota; Oomycota; Peronosporomycetes; Peronosporales; Peronosporaceae
Source: the annotation of a GenBank genome assembly
AUGACGGACAGCGGCAAGUGUGCGUUUGUUCUUGGGAUCGAGCUUUUGGACGGUGAAGAUGGCAGUAUGACACUAUGUCAGCGUCGGUAUGUCGAUGAUAUCCUCAAGCGCUUUGGCAUGGAUGAUUGCAAGGCAGUCGCAAGUCCAGUCGACAUGAGCUCUCGACUUGUUUCAAGUGAUGCAACUACCAAGGUCGAUGCUCCUUUUCGCGAAGCUGUUGGUGCGUUGAUGCACCUGACCACUGCAACGCGUCCGGACAUUGCGUUUGCUGUGGGCUAUGUGUCGCGGUUCAUGGAAAAUCCCCAAGAAGAACACUGGGUUGCAGUUAAGCGUAUCUUUCGCUACCUACAAGGCACCAAGACGCAUGAAAUUUGCUACAAGCCAAGUGCAAGGAUCGACUUCCGUGGAUAUUCGGAUGCGGAUUGGGCUGGUGAUCUUACCGACCGCAAGUCAACAUCGGGGUACACGUUCAUGCUACUCGGUGCGCCAGUCAGUUGGGGCAGCAUGAAGCAGCCAAGUGUUUCGUUGUCCACGAGUGAAGCCGAAUACAUCGCACUCAGCUUGGCGAUUCAAGAGGGCAAGUGGAUUCAUCGUCUGCUUUGUGAGAUCGUGAUGGCUGCCAAUGAAGAAGGACCGGAACUCAUGAUCCAUGAAGACAAUCAGUCGUGUAUCAAGAUGACGAAGAACCCAGUCAACCACGGCCGUGCCAAGCACAUUGAUAUCAAGUACCAUCACAUCCGUGAUGAGGUCAAGCGCGGUGAAGCUCAAGUACUGUGA